Necator americanus (New World hookworm) is the source of this 3948-nucleotide messenger RNA. RefSeq lists its product as uncharacterized. Lineage: Eukaryota; Metazoa; Nematoda; Chromadorea; Rhabditida; Ancylostomatidae. Gene Ontology annotation, molecular function: protein kinase activator activity; zinc ion binding; SNARE binding. Gene Ontology annotation, biological process: hippo signaling; COPII-coated vesicle cargo loading; positive regulation of protein phosphorylation. Bases 1 to 3948 code for a protein of 1315 amino acids. The record is from RefSeq and is a predicted model, not a curated record. Gene Ontology annotation, cellular component: COPII vesicle coat; endoplasmic reticulum exit site; nucleus. The transcript is spliced from 30 exons.
AUGAGUUCUGUGCGUAGUGGACUACGUACUGAUCGUGCACCGCACGCAAGCAACGACACUGACGCAAUUAUUCAAACAGCUCCAACACUUGGAAGCGGGAAUCUUCAUGAUGUGGUCCGGCUACCAGCUGGAGAAGACCUUAACGAGUGGCUAGCAGUCAACAUAAUGGAUCUAUUCAAUCAAGUGCGCAUGCUGUAUGGUACUAUUACUGACCAUUGCACCAACGAAAGCUGUCCACAAAUGACAGCUGGGGUCACACACGAAUAUUUCUGGACUGAAAAUGACAGGAUCCUAUCUUGCUCUGCUCCAAUGUAUAUUGAUUAUAUGAUGACUUGGAUACAAGAUCAACUCGACGAUGAAUGUGUGUUUCCUUCACAAAUUGGUCGAUCUUUUCCGCGGGACUUCGUCGAAGUAUGCGAAGGAAUAAUGCGUCGUCUUUUCCGCGUGUACGCCCACGUCUACUCUUCCCACUCUGCCCGAUUCAACGAGCUGAACGCAACUCCUCAUCUCAACACCUCCUUCAAACAAUUCAUACUUUUUGCUCGACAAUUUCAAUUGAUCCCUACUAGAGAAUUGGAACCACUACGCACAAAAAUUGACGAGUUAAUAGGAGUGUCGGUACCAGCUGAGAUACGAAACAGAGUUAUGUUUGCGCCUCCUUUCCCUCCUACAAAUGGAGGAGGGCCUGGAGCUCAGCCACAAGCCACAUUCCCUGCACCAAACAUGGCUACAGGAGGCGCACCUCCACCUGCGAUCGGUGGAUUUCCCAAACCAUCCAUGGAUGCUUCACGUGGAUAUCCUGGCAUGCCGCCACAUCCUGCCAACGGACCGCAAAUGCCUGCAGCAACGAGCGCACAGUCUCCUAUGGUACCUUUUCCAGCCCCUGUUUCCACCUCCGCCCACCAACCAUCUACUUUUCCUUCUGUCGUGAACGGAUUUCAUAGUGCGGUGCAGCCGCCAUCUCAACCUCCACUACAACAUGCAGGCGCGCCAACAACUAGUUAUCAACCUGUGCAACCUCCGUCAUCUGUAGCUAACUUUCCAAGCUCUCACCAUCCUUAUGGAGUGAGCCAGUCGAAUGGACCCAUACCAACGCCUACAGGGCCACCACAACCAACACAUAUGACGCAAAAUCAGCCUCUACCUAUUCCACCUAAUUACAGUGCAGGCCCUCAACAGAAUGCUCCGAUCCCGGGUUAUCCUCAGACGACUUCACAUCAAUUAAACUCUGCAGGAGUUCUCAACACAACUGUGCCCGCACCUUCUCAGCAACAACGUCAACCACAAUUGGGUCCGAGCGGAGCACCCCCACCGCCAUCAUUCCCGUCUUCUGUGCCUUCCCACGCAUCUCCAGGUUUCCCAGUCCACGGUGGUGCUAUGCCCUCUUUUCCACAGCCAGGAUUUGCCCAUUCUUCUGCUCCUUCAGGUCCGCCAGGACACCCAAUGAUGGGAGGUCAACCAUCUUUUGGACCUCCUGGAGGUAUGCCUCCAGGAGCUAGCGCUAUGCCUCCAGGAGCUCCAAUGGCAGCGGGAUUUCCACCGGUACCUGGUGGUCCUCCCACUGGCUUUCCGGGAGCUCCAGGUAUGCAACCACGACAACCACAACCUCAACCGCAGCAACGACUUGAUCCGAACAUGAUGCCUAGUGCUGUUGAGGUUAUGGAAAUUGAUUCUGCACAAGCUGGGCAGUUUCCUACAGGUUAUCCACAUGCGAACCCUCCUCCGCUUGUUUCUACAGACUUCUACGCCGUCGAUCAAGGAAAUUGUUCUCCGAGAUUAAUGCGAUCUACGAUAUAUAUGGCACCUGCGUCAAACGACUUGCUCAAAGCAGCGCAGAUACCGUUUGCUGUAGCUAUAUCGCCAUUUGCUGCGCUUCAUUCUCAAGAGCGUCCUCCCUCUGUAAUCGAUUUAGGGCCCGGAGGCCCCGUUAGGUGUCAGCGUUGCAAAGCUUAUAUGUGUCCUUUCAUGGAGUUCCAAGAUGGAGGAAGGCGAUUCCGCUGUCCAUUUUGUCACGCCUCCACUCCUGUGGAGGAUGUUUAUUUUGCUCAUUUGGACCAUACUGGUCGCCGAACUGAUAUCGAUCAUCGGCCAGAACUGUUUUUGGGAGCCUACGAAUUCAUUGCCACUAAACAGUAUUGCAAGAACGGUCUUCCUCCGAAGGAGCCUGCGUUUAUAUUCAUGAUAGAUGUUUCCUACAAUGCAGUGCAAAAUGGCAUGUUACAAGUUGUUUGCUCUAACUUGGAAAAACUUCUUAGUCGUCUGCCCAAGGAACUUGGUGCUUCCGAAUCAGUUAUUCACGUAGGGCUGGCUACAUUCGACCAGGUUGUACAUUUCUUCGAUUUGUCUGCUGCGCAACCUUCAAUGAUGGUAGUAGGUGAUGUCGGGGACAUGUUUGUUCCUAUCGUUGAUGGUCUCCUCCUACCUUACUCUCAAGCGGCACCGUCAAUUCGUGCUGUGCUCGCAGAAAUUCCUCGCUUAUUUGCACCUACAAAGAUUACUGAAACCAUAUUAGGACCAGUUGUACAAGCAGGAUUGGACGCUCUUCAGUGUGCCGAUCGUGCUGGAAAAGUCUUCAUUUUCUCGACUUCACUGCCGAGUUUGGAAGCACCUGGAAAGCUGAAAGCAAGAAAUGAAAGAAAUCUGCUCGGAACUGACAAAGAAAAGACCGCACUUACGCCCCAAGGCGAAUUUUACUCCAAACUUGGUGAACAGUGCGUGAAAGCUGGCGUUACGGUAGACUUGUUCUUGUUCCCGAAUUCUUUUAUGGAUGUUGCAUCAAUAGCCCAACUAUCUGCUGUGACUGGUGGCAAUGUGUACAAAUAUCAGUAUUUCGUGGCAGAUAAGGAUGCGUCUCGUUUCCUUGCUGAUCUUGAUCAUGAUAUUUCACGUCAAAUAGCGUUCGAUUGUAUGGCUAGGGUUCGAUCAAGCGCAGGUAUUCGUCCGGUACUUUUCCAAGGCUCCUUCUACAUGGAAAACAGUACUGACCUAGAAAUGGCCUCCAUCGAUGAAGACAAAUCUUUCUUCGCUGAACUUAAGCAUGACGAUAAGCUGUCCGACCAGAACGCAAUCAUACAAUGCGCAGUUCUUUUUACAUCUGCAAGUGGACAACGUCGCCUUCGCAUUCUCAACAUUUGCCUACCUGUGUCAUCAGACUACAAUCAACUGUACAGAGUGGCCGAUCAAGGGGCCCUCGUAUCGUACUUGCUGAAAAAUGCUGUCCAAGCGAAUCGUGAGAAAGGCAACAAGGAAAUGAAAGAGCAAAUCUUCCAGCGUUGUGCGCAGAUUCUUGCCACAUAUAGGGAGAAGGUUAGUGAAUCUGCACCGCUUGGACAACUAAUUCUUCCAGAAACACUGAAGCUUCUGCCCCUCUUUGUCAACUCCAUCGUUAAAAAUGACUCGAUUAACGGUGGCAGUGAGAUGACCGUCGACGAUAAAGUAUGGAUGAUCGAGUUGAUCCGAGGGAUGCGAGUAGAUCAUGCAAUGUUGUUAUUGUAUCCAAAAAUCGUUCCUGUUGAUCACCUAGAACUCCAUGAUCCCUCAGAGUUGACAAACGUUACUGGAAGCAUCAGAGCGAGCUACGAGAAUCUUGUUCAUUCGAAGGCGUAUUUGAUUGAUAAUGGGAUUGUGUUAUUCCUUUGGAUUGGACUUGGUGUUGCUGAAGCUUGGGUGCAAGAUAUUUUUGGAGUUAAUAAUGUUGCCAUGCUUGACACUGAGAAUGCCCAGAUACCUGAGAAAGACAAUGCACGUUCGAGAGGGCUUCGAAGAGCAGUUGAAUUGCUUCAAGAGGUGGGUCCCCGAAAACGAAAAUUGUUUGUCGUUCGUGAAAAGGAUGCGCUAGAACCAUGGAUGAAGAAAUUUUUGGUUGAAGAUCGUUCUGGGCCAAAUGUCAUGUCUUACGUGGACUUCUUAUGUUAUAUUCAUCGAGAGAUUAGGAAUAUACUUUCAUAA